Messenger RNA from Panicum virgatum (switchgrass), 1937 nucleotides. RefSeq names its product fatty acid desaturase DES3-like. Gene Ontology annotation, molecular function: oxidoreductase activity, acting on paired donors, with oxidation of a pair of donors resulting in the reduction of molecular oxygen to two molecules of water. The record is from RefSeq and is a predicted model, not a curated record. Lineage: Eukaryota; Viridiplantae; Streptophyta; Magnoliopsida; Poales; Poaceae. Gene Ontology annotation, biological process: lipid metabolic process. The transcript is spliced from 7 exons. Bases 114 to 1337 code for a protein of 407 amino acids.
ACACGGCGGCGCGGCGGGAGGAGAGGAGGGGAGGGCGCAGUCGCACGACACCACCACCACCGUCUCUCUCUCUCUCCUCGUCCGGCUCUCCGGCCACCGCCGUCGAUCGAAUAAUGCAUCAGCAGACGACGACGCCGACGCAGCUGCAAACAACAACGCCGCCGUACCCGCAAAAUAAAAUUAUGAGGCAUCAGCAGCAGCAGCGGCAGGAGGAGGAGGCGGCCGCCAAGGCCACCGAAGACAGCCGCUUGGUCUUCGACGCCGGCAAGCCGCCUCCCUUCCGCAUCGGCGACGUCCGCGCCGCCGUGCCGGCCCACUGCUGGCGCAAGAGCCCCCUGCGGUCGCUGUCGUACGUGGCAAGGGACGUGGCCGUGGUGGCGGGGCUGGCCGUGGCGGCGGCGGCGCUCGACACCUGGGCGCUCUGGCCCAUCUACUGGGCGGCGCAGGGCACAAUGUUCUGGGCGCUCUUCGUCCUCGGACACGACUGUGGGCACGGGAGCUUCUCUGACAGCGGCACUCUCAACAGCGCGGUGGGGCAUCUCCUCCACUCCUUCAUCCUCGUCCCCUACCAUGGAUGGAGGAUCAGCCACAGAACGCACCAUCAGAACCACGGCCACAUUGAAAGGGACGAGUCAUGGCACCCGAUCACGGAGAAGCUUUACCGGCAGCUUGAACCACGCACCAAGAAGCUACGCUUCACCGUCCCGUUCCCGCUCCUCGCAUUCCCCGUCUACCUAUGGUACAGGAGCCCCGGCAAGAAUGGAUCUCACUUUCUUCCCAGCAGCGACCUGUUCAGCCCCAAGGAGCGGGCCGAUGUCAUGCUCUCAACCACCUGCUGCUGCGUCAUGCUCGCAUCGCUGCUCGCCAUGGCGUGCGCCUUCGGACCACUCCACCUGCUCAAGCUCUACACCGUCCCAUACCUUGUAUUUGUGAUGUGGCUUGACCUGGUGACGUACCUGCACCACCACGGCAGCCCCGAGCAGCAGCUCCCCUGGUACCGCGGCGAGGAGUGGAGCUACCUGCGUGGGGGGCUCACCACCGUGGACCGGGACUACGGCUGGAUCAACAAGAUCCACCACGACAUCGGCACCCAUGUCAUCCACCACCUCUUCCCACAGAUCCCGCACUACCAUCUCGUAGAAGCAACCAAGGCUGCGAGGCCGGUGCUGGGCAGAUACUACCGGGAGCCCCAGAAGUCCGCAGGGCCGCUGCCACUUCACCUCUUUGGCGUGCUCCUCAGGAGUCUCAGAGUGGAUCACUUUGUCAGCGACCACGGGGAUGUCGUCUACUACCAAACUGACCACACCUUGCUUGAUCAACACCCAAAACGACCAUAAGCAAAACUAGUGAUUCGUUCCAUCUGCAUGCAGCUGGAAAUUAAUAUUAUAUUACGACGACCUCAAGUUUAAGCAUGCACAAGGCAAGGAUUUAUACGUACGGAAUUAAUAAUUACAUCCUGGUAGAUCGAUUUAGGUAGCAUAGAAAAGUUAGUCAAAUAAUUUCAGCAGCAAAGCAAGCAAGCAAGGGAUGGGAUCCUGAUCUAAUUAUAUUCAAGCGCACACACACAUAUAUAUGCAUGUAUUGUUCGUUGAUUAUUGUUGGGGUGUGGACCCACGCACAGGCCUACUCUGAAAUCUGUAUCAUUGUUGGGGUCUGGAUUGGACCCAGGCGGAGGCAGCGACAGCAUCAUGUUCUCCAUCCUCCAUUUCCUGUUUCCGGCAGCCGGUGCCGCCCGCGCUGAGAUGUGAACCAUGCCCAGGUCCGCGCCGCUCUUCUAUGGCCGAUGGUGGUGGCGGUGUUGCAGGGGCUCGUCCACGGCAAGAUACACAGCAAGAAAGUUGUCUGUUUCUUUCUCUUUGGCAUUUCCAGGUCCUGACUAGCUUUUCCAUUUGCAUUUUGAGCACAUUUUCUGAUGAGGUCCAUUUCAUUCAUAUACA